Messenger RNA from Vanessa atalanta (red admiral), 726 nucleotides. RefSeq lists its product as uncharacterized. The record is from RefSeq and is a predicted model, not a curated record. Lineage: Eukaryota; Metazoa; Arthropoda; Insecta; Lepidoptera; Nymphalidae. The coding region runs from base 1 to 726 and encodes 241 amino acids. The transcript has 3 exons.
AUGAAGUAUCUGGGCCUCAUCCUGGACGGUCGAUGGAGCUUCGGGCAGCAUUUUGUCCAUCUCGGCCCGAGGCUCAUCAACGCCGCCGCCGCUCUCGGCCGCCUCCUUCCGAAUGUGGGGGGGCCGGGAUCGCUAUGCCGGCGUCUAUAUUCCGGUGUAGUGAGGUCGAUGGCGCUGUACGGUGCCCCGAUCUGGGUCGACGCCCUCACCGCUGACAACCGGGCCCUGCUGCGUAAGCCGCAGAGGGUCAUAGCGGUGAGAGGCAUCAGAGGGUACCGUACGGUGUCGUGGGCUGCGGCGACACUUCUCGCGGGCGAUCCGCCCUGGGAGCUCCAGGCGGAGGUGCUCGCGGAAAUGACGCAGGUACUUACCGGGCACGGAUGCUUCGGUAAGUACCUGCACGGGAUAGCGCGGCGGGAGGUGUCACCCUCCUGCCACGAGUGUGGUGCGCCAGUCGACACGGCGCACCACACCCUGAGUGAGUGUGCUGCGUGGGGGCCCCAGAGGCACACCCUUGCGGCGACUAUGGGCGGAGACCUCUCGCUGCCGAGCAUCGUCAACGAAAUGCUCGGUAGUGAGACGUGGUGGAGUGCCGUCGCCACUUUCUGCGAGGACGUGAUGCUCGCAAAGGAGGCGGCGGAAAGGGAGAGAGAGGCUGCCUCCUCUCUCCCCUCCCGCAGCAGACGAACUGGGCGUCGUAGGGCGGCCGACUUUCGACCACCCUAG